CAAAUCGAUAGAUUUAAAAAAAAAAAGAAAAAAAAAAGGGGGGGUCCGCUUCUUUUAUUUUUAUUUUAUUCUGUUGAUUAGGACCGGGAAUGGAAAAGUGCAGUUUGGUUACCUUCCUGCGUUUCCCUCCUACCAAGCCUGUGCCUGCAUUCCGGUUUGGUAAGUGCCAACGUCAGCAGUGUCACGUCAGCAACAGUGCCACGUCAGCAACAGUGCCACAUCAGCAGUGCCAUGUCAGCAGCAGUGCCAUGUCAGCAGCAGUGCCAUGUCAGCAGCAAUGCUAUGUCAGCAGCAGUGCCACAUCAGCAGUGCCAUGUCAGCAGCAGUGCCAUGUCAGCAGCAGUGCCAUGUCAGCAGCAGUGCCAUGUCAGCGGCAAUGCUAUGUCAGCAGCAGUGCCAUGUCAGUGGCAGUGCCAUGUCAGCAGCAGUGCCAUGUCAGCAGCAGUGCCACGUCAGCGGCAGUGCCCCAUCAGCAGCAGUGCCACAUCAGUGGCAGUGCCACGUCAGCGGCAGUGCCAUNGCAGUGCCAUGUCAGCAGCAGUGCCACGUCAGCGGCAGUGCCCCAUCAGCAGCAGUGCCACAUCAGUGGCAGUGCCACGUCAGCGGCAGUGCCAUGUCAGCAGCAGUGCCACGUCAGUGGCAGUGCCAUGUCAGCAGCAGUGCCACGUCAGCAGUACCAUGUCUGCAGGGACCCGCCACCAUGACUGGUUCAUCAUUGGGCAUGCACACGACAAG
Messenger RNA from Chara braunii, 735 nucleotides. The record is from the annotation of a GenBank genome assembly. NCBI's taxonomy places the organism in Eukaryota, Viridiplantae, Streptophyta, Charophyceae, Charales, Characeae.